CGCCGUGGCGACGGGCGGGGCCCGGCGCUGGCCCCGCCCCCCGUGGCCGGGCCGACGGCGGGCGGCGAUGGCGGCGCUCGCGCAGGAAGAAGACCAAGAUCAGGAUGCCAUAGGUGAAAAGGCAGAAGACCAAGAUCAGGGUGCAGUAGGUGGAAAGGAAGACCAAGAUCAGGAUGCCAUAUGUGGAGAGGAAGAAGACCAAGAUCAGGGUGCCAUAGGUGGGCAGGAAGAGAAAGAGAAUAAGCCAUUUCUUUCUCUUUCCCAAAUUACUGCUUUGUUAGAAGAAAAUCUGGAAGGAGUUGAAAAAAUGUUGGAAGAAUUUCUGAAUUUUACACAAUUAAAGACAUCUUGGAGAAAAGCUGUUUUAAUAGAUUAUUACAGUGCGGGAUUUUUGUGGGCUAAAGAAAUGAACUUCAGUCUUACACAGCUCUCAGAAUUCAUGGAACUAUUAAAUUUCAUCUUGGAGAACAUCAGUGACAAACAUAUGACCUUAGGAGAUAAUUUAAAAGAACUGGAAAGAGCAAUGGCUGAAAUAGGAGAAACUGAUUCAGAACAAGGAGGUGACUUGAAUUUCUUCAGCAUUGAGCAAGGCAAAGCAAUCAUUGAUUACUUCAUUAACAGCUUAUUUAAAUACUAUAGAGUGUAUGAAUUCCUCUUCCAGCAUCCUAGAGGACUUGAGUUAAGUGAUGAGCACCAGGAGGAUGGGAUUGAACUUGACCAACCUGCAGUUCCCUCCUCAGCUGCAGCGACAGAAUCUCAGGGGUCUGCUCAGGAGGAUUACCUGGAAGAGCCCUGUCCAGAGGCAGAGUCCUCCGAGGCCGAUGCUGUGGCUGGUGUCACUGCUGAAGAUCAGAAGUCUGCAGAGUGUGAAAUCCCAAAUGAAAUUAUUGGCAACCUUGAGGCGGACGUAAAUGAAAAGCUGCAAAUGCAGGAAGAAGCUUAGACUCGGAGAACAGAAAAAUUAAAAACUCCUAAAUAGCCAGAUAAGAAAGGCGAUGCUGGAUUUCACAGGAAUGGGGCAGUAGGGGAUGGCAUGCACAGAGCUGGCUCCCUGCCUGAACAUAAUUAUUUCUGUAUAAAGGAAAGUGGUUCUGUUAACAUUUACCUAGAAGUAGUUCAUCUCAGUUCCUCAAAUUUACUGUGUUCUGCCAGCAUUGUUGUUUAGUUUAGGCUUAAGUUGAAGAUUAUAAACAGAAGGAUACAGAAUCAAAACAUGUCGAAGUUCAGUUUAUUUCUGAAUAGAAAUCCUAACAUAAAAAAAAACCCUGUUGAAGUUUCAUUCUCUUUCGUUCUUCCAGUUGUGAAAUAUUUAACAGUUUCUGCUUUACACCAAUGGUUUUUUUCAGGAAAUGUUGCUACAAGGAGAAUACAUAGAGAGGAAACAUCAUUUUGAGGCACUGCAGAUAUAAUAAGGAGAGAAUUUAAUUAACAUGUAAUUACACACUUUUCACUGUAGCUAUUCGUUAAUAAUAUGUGUGUUAUUUCAUUUUAAUUUGCUUCCUAAGCUUUAAAACACACUUAAUAGCUUACACUUCUUUCUUUCCACCAUAUUAAAAUUGCAUAAAUGAAGAGUUUGCACUUCAGCAUUCCCAAGAAGAGUUCCUUUAGAUUUCAGGAGAAUUUUUUCUGGAAUGCAUGUAAGCUUUCAUCUGAGAAUGUUUCCAUAUUUUUUCCAGACAUUAGAGAAUGUUUCAUACUCAAAAGGAAUUCAACCAAAUAAAUGACCUCAAGAAGAACCGGUUUAACAUCUACAUUUCAAAACUGUGGCCUGUAUUUAUUGUGUCACAGAACUCUGUGCCCUAGAAAGCAUGUGAAGUACAAGUCAUGCUUUGAAGCGUAAAGGCUGGAUUGGAUUACAUGUUUAGUGGAAUAUUUGAGAAAUAGAGUGUUCUAUUCAUUACAUUUCCAUAUUUGUCUCCCACUCAGUAAAAAGUUAGUUUUUGUUUCAUUUCAUCCCCGUUUUUUAUGGUGGUAAAUGAAAAAAAUUGGCAAGCCUGACUCAGUCCAAUCAAAAAAAAAAAAUAAAAUGGCUUGUACCAUUUUUCCUAAAAGGUCUAAUUUGGUGGUGCCUGACUUGCAGGGGCUGCUCCCAGCGGGCAUGGGUCCAAGUGUGCAGCUGGAAGGGUCGUUCCCAUGUGCUGGUCAGUGGGAAGUGGUCCCACAGCUAAAGACCACAUCCAGUACUGUGCCUGGGCACCAGCAGCCUGGGUGUGCUCUACAGAGUGCGAGUCACAUGUGGGCUCUGAGCUCCUGUAAAGCAAUGGUUCAGUGUUUGAAGUGGACAGUGUCUUUUACUGGGUCUCUGGGCACUGAGAAAGAUUGUUCCCCUGGUGGGUCAUAAGGAGAAGUGAGCUCUGUAAUGAUUCACUUCCAAGUUUUCUUGGUUGCUCUUUCCAGUGCUGGCCAGGAAAUUACUGUGAGCUUCCUUUCAGCUAUUAACAGCUAACUGUUCUGCUUUGAACACUGAAGGAAUUCCUGAAACAUUAUUAGUUUUACCUUUAAAAAAAAUAAAAAUUUGAUUCCUGGU
Pseudopipra pipra is the source of this 2527-nucleotide messenger RNA. It is a transcript of the gene CABCOCO1, whose product is annotated as ciliary associated calcium binding coiled-coil 1. Lineage: Eukaryota; Metazoa; Chordata; Aves; Passeriformes; Pipridae. The record is from RefSeq and is a predicted model, not a curated record. The coding region runs from base 68 to 943 and encodes 291 amino acids. The transcript is spliced from 8 exons.